This is a messenger RNA of Solea solea (common sole), 3254 nucleotides long. RefSeq names its product nuclear factor of kappa light polypeptide gene enhancer in B-cells 2 (p49/p100) (gene nfkb2). The record is from RefSeq and is a predicted model, not a curated record. Gene Ontology annotation, cellular component: cytoplasm. Gene Ontology annotation, biological process: regulation of transcription by RNA polymerase II; inflammatory response; cellular response to stress. NCBI's taxonomy places the organism in Eukaryota, Metazoa, Chordata, Actinopteri, Pleuronectiformes, Soleidae. The transcript has 23 exons. Bases 256 to 2865 code for a protein of 869 amino acids. Gene Ontology annotation, molecular function: protein binding; DNA-binding transcription factor activity, RNA polymerase II-specific; RNA polymerase II cis-regulatory region sequence-specific DNA binding.
GAGAGAGAGAGGAGGGCGAGCGACACUGACAUUCAGUGUGAGAGUGAGAGAGAGAGGAGGGCGAGCGACACUGACAUUCAGUGAGAGAGAGAGGAGGACGAGUGACACUGACAUUCAGUGUGAGAGUGAGAGAGAGAGAGGAGGGCGAGCAACACUGACACUCAGUGAGAGAGAGAGAGAGGAGGGCGAGCAACACUGACACUCAGUGAGAGAGAGAGAGGAGAAGAAGAGUGUUGAAAGUGAAACAGCUGCAGGAUGACUGAAGCUCAGUUCAUCAACGUCUACGACAGCGACCUGCAGUUAAAUCUGAUGCCGUACGACUACAUCCCUCCUGUGGACAUAAAGACGGAACCUUACAUACCUGAGACAGCUCAUGGUCCGUACGUCCAGAUCAUCGAAGAACCAAAACAGAGGGGAUUUCGUUUCCGUUAUGAGUGUGAGGGUCCGUCUCAUGGUGGUUUGCCCGGUGCCUCCAGUGAGAAGAACAGGAGAACGUAUCCGACUGUGAAGAUCAACAACUACGUGGGUCACGCUCGGGUCGAGGUCCAGCUAGUGACACACACAGAUCCUCCACAAGUCCACGCCCACAGCCUGGUGGGACGCCACUGCACCGAGAAAGGCACCUGCACGCUGGACGUCGGCCCCAACGACCUCACCGCCUCGUUCAGUAACCUCGGGAUUCUUCACGUGACCAAGAAAGGUGUCGUCGAUAUUUUGUACAAAAGACUGAGAGACGAGAGGAAGCGACAGAAAGGAGCGCACUGCACACUGACAGACGAGGAGACCUCGUGUCUGAAGGAGGCAAAGGAACUGGGGAAAGUGAUGGACCUGAACAUCGUCAGGUUAAAGUUCACCGCAUUCCUUCAGGACAGUAACGGAGGAUUCACCAGAGCACUCAAACCUGUCGUCUCCAACCCCAUCUAUGACAGCAAGUCUCCGAAUGCAUCCAACCUGAAAAUCUCUCGGAUGGACAAGACGUGCGGCUCUGUGCUCGGAGGAGACGAGAUCUUCCUGCUCUGUGACAAAGUGCAGAAAGAUGACAUUGAGAUUCGCUUUUACGAGGAGGAUGACGAGGGCGGCUGGGAGGCGUUCGGAGACUUUUCACCCACCGACGUUCACAAACAGUACGCCAUCGUGUUUAAGACGCCGCCGUAUCACAGCACAGAGAUCGAGCGUCCCGUCACCGUCUUCCUGCAGCUGAAGAGGAAAAAGGCCGGCGACAGCAGUGACCCAAAACAGUUCACUUACAUCCCACAGGUCCAAGACAAAGAGGAAGUGAUGAGGAAGAAGCAGAAGCCACUGCCGCACUAUGAAACCUGGAGAGGAGGAGGAGGAGGAGGAGCCGGGGGGUUCGGGGGAGGAGGAGGUGGAGGAGGCGGGGCUGGAGGAGGAGGAGGAGGAUUUCAGUUCAACCAGCAGAUGAACGGAGGGGGAGGAGUCUACUUCACAGGAGGCUUCACAGGUUUCGGCGGAGGGGGAGGGCCUCAAAUGUCAGGCUCUGCCCCUCAGACGGGGUCACAGCUGCAGCAGCAGCUGUUUCAGAUCGCGACGACACUUCACAGUCGAGCAUCAUCGAGCGCACGAAACACCGCCGCCGCCCUGCUGGAGUACUGCAGCACUGGCGACGCCCGAGUCCUCCUCGCCAUCCAAAGACAUCUGUGCGGUGUCCAGGACACUAAUGGAGACACUCCUUUGCACCUCGCCGUCAUCCACCAGCAGACGAGCGUCGUGCAACAGCUGAUCCACACUCUGCUCAGCAGCGAGCAGCGCCGCAUCCUCAACACGGCUAACAACCUGCGACAGACUCCUCUCCACCUUGCCGUGAUCACACGGCAGGUGAAGGUGGUGGAGGAACUGCUGAGGGCGGGGGCGGACCCCAGCCUGACAGACCAACAUGGCCGCAGCCCACUCCAUCUGGCGGCGCUGGCCGGAGACAACGCCGCGGUCCGCCUUCUACUGGCUCACCUGGGGGAAAGCCACGCCCACUUGGUCAACACGCCCGACUACGACGGUCUCCACCCCCUGCACCUAGCGGUGAAGAGAGACGCAGAGCGCUGCCUCCGCCUACUGGUGGAGGGCGGAGCCAAGAUCAACGCACCUGAGCAGAAAAGCGGAAACACAGCGCUGCACCUGGCCGUCAGAGAAGAUCUGUUCAAGGUGGCGUGUACACUCAUCACCGAGCUCAAGGCCGACGUCAACGCCUGCACGUUUGGAGGAAACACGGCGCUGCACCUGGCCGCCGCUCUGGGUUCACCCACGCUCUGCUCAAUGCUCAUCGCCGCAGGAGCUGAUAAGAACGUGGAGAACGACGAGCCGCUCUUCAACGACUCAUCAGAGGAAGACGAGGUCAAUGAUGCCGCCGUCCCCAUCUCACAGCCAAUCAGCUCCCGCAAGCGAGCGGCAGGACACACCCCCCUGGACCUCGCAAAGUGCCAAAAGGUGAGGAACCUUUUAAACUGCAGGCAGAGUUGUCAUAGCAACAAGAGGAUCAAAGCGAGCAGCACUGAAGAGCGUGAGGCUGGGGACGUCCUGGACGAGGACACGCUGUCGCGGCUGGUGGACGUGCUGAGCGUCAGCGAUGUCCCCUGGAGGAAACUGGCGGAGAAGCUCGGGAUGAUGACGCUGACUCAUCUUUACCAGGACAGCGAAACGCCGUGUCAUCAUCUGCUGCAGCACUAUAAGCUAGGGGGCGGUCCGGUCGACGGUCUGGUUGACGCUCUUCAGUCGCUCGGUUUGUCGGACGGCGUUCGGCUGCUGAGACGUUCGGAGACAAGAGAAGACAAACACAGUACAGACGCAACGGUCGACAGUGGCUUCGGCAGUCAGCCCAUGGAGGAGGAGGAGCCACAAGUGGCCAAUCAGUGAUGAGCGAGAGCUUCGUCAGGUCUGUUUUUAACGACCUUAUUCACAGACUCUGAUGUCAUCGAUGACGUCAUCGUUGAUGUCAUCUAAGACAAAAGUUCCUUUGUAAAUGUUUUGUUUUUGUUUUCUGCUUUUUUUUCACUAAUAUAUUCAUAGUUUUAAUGUCUGACCUUUUUUGUUUUUUGAAUGUGUGUGCGUGCCUGUGCUUGUGUGUGUGCAUGUGUAUGCCUGGGCGUGCGUGAGUGUGUGUGUGUGUGUGUGUGCGCGUGUGUGUUACAUGGUGAAUGUGAAGAAUUAAUGUCAAACUGGAAUUUCCUGUUUUCUGUUGAGCGAUGUUCAUCAUUGAUGUAAAAUGUUUUAAAUGACAAAAAUAAAAAUAUAAAUAACUACAA